AUGACCGAUGCGCAUCCUAACAGCAUUCAUGAACAAUCAGACCACCAUCUAGCUUCGGGGACAGAUUUAAGAACAGCUUCCAGCUCGCCAGGACAUGCCGCUACAUCUUACAGCGGCGUCCGAGACUCAAUUGAGCUACAAACGUUGUUGAGAAAGGCGCAUGAAGAUGAAAGCUGCAAUCCCAUAACACAGGGCGGCGACUCCUCCAGCGAGGCGAGUAGCGAGGCGAGUAGCGAUGCGGGUAACGAUGCGGGAUACCAUACAGGGUCGUUGUCGCGAGUGGCGAGCCUCUCCAAAUCGUACACUGUCAACGAGGAGAAGGCGGUGAUUCGCAAGUCUGAUAGGAGGCUUGUGCUUUUCAUGGCCCUGUUAUACCUAUUGAGCUUUUUGGAUAGAUCUAACAUUGGAAACGCCCGCAUUGCCGGACUGGAGACGUCCUUGUCGCUUCGGCCUGGGCAGUAUGCCUGGCUCUUGACAGCAUUCUACAUCACGUACAUCUCCUUUGAAUGGAUGACCCUUCUCUACCGUAUCGUCCCACCACAUAUCUACAUCUCACUUUGCGUCCUGUCAUGGGGCCUGGUCGCCUCCUUACAGUCCAUCUCUACAUCCUUCAGCUCGCUCGUCAUCUUCCGCGCUCUCCUUGGCGUAGCCGAAGCCGCGUUUGGCCCUGGCGUACCCUUCUACCUCUCCUUCUUCUAUAGACGCUCCGAGUUAGCCUACCGAGUCGGCCUCUUUAUCUCCGCAGCCCCCCUCGCAACCAGCUGUGCUAGUACUCUCGCUUGGCUGAUCGUCAAACUCUCUCAGCAUGGGCCCCUCGAACCCUGGCGUGCCCUUUUCCUGAUCGAAGGCUUCCCUAGCAUCAUUGUCGCCAUUUUCGCAUGGCACAUCAUUCCGGACUCCCCUGCGACAGCCAAAUACCUCACGGCCCGUGAACGCAAAGUCGCCAAACUCCGCCUCCAAUCCGAAGAGAAGCCAACAUCCUCUUCGAAAUACACCACCACGGCCACCAACUCCAACUCCACCCAAGCCAACCACCUCUCCCUCCCCGACCUCCUCACCACCCUCCGCUCACCCAUCCCCUACCUAACCUCCCUAAUGUUCUUCAGCGCCAACAUAUCCUUCAGCUCACUGCCUGUCUUCCUCCCCACCAUCCUCACCUCCCUUUCCAGCCACCCCUCCCCCUUAACCUCGCAACUCCUCUCCGCACCCCCCUACCUCCUCUCCUUCCUCUUCGUCCUCCUAAUCUCCCACCUCAGCGACACCAUCCCGCACUCCCGCGGUGUCUUCAUCAUAACCGCCUCCCUGCUCUCCUCGCUCUCCUACCUCGCCAUCGGCCUCGCAGGCCGCUACCACGCCCUCCUCGGACCCACUGCCACGCUCCUGAUCCGCUACGGCGGCGUCUUCGGCGCCGCAAUGGGCUUCUUCUCCGCCAUCACGCUGAUCAUCACCUGGACGCUGAAUAAUCAGCAGAGCGACACCGGGAAGGGGACCGGCCUGGCGAUUCUGAAUGUGGUGGGGCAGUGUGGGCCGUUGGUUGGCACGAGGCUUUACCCCGAAAGCGAUGCGCCCUUUUUUGUCAGGGGAAUGCUGAGGGAACGAGAGGGAGAGGGGGAGUUAGGAAGUGCGUAUACAGGUGAGGAUGUGGAGAUGGUGGGGUUGGGUGGUGGGGAUGAAGAGGAAGAGGCUGACGGAGAGGAAACUUCGCGGCAUUUGAUGGGGAGAAAAGGGAAAAGAAGAAAAAGGAAGGAUGGGAAGGAGAGCAGAGGAGGACAGAGCUUCGUUUACAUGUUGUAG
Messenger RNA from Endocarpon pusillum Z07020, 1794 nucleotides. RefSeq lists its product as uncharacterized. The coding region runs from base 1 to 1794 and encodes 597 amino acids. Gene Ontology annotation, cellular component: membrane. Gene Ontology annotation, biological process: transmembrane transport. Gene Ontology annotation, molecular function: transmembrane transporter activity. The transcript is spliced from 3 exons. The record is from RefSeq and is a predicted model, not a curated record. NCBI's taxonomy places the organism in Eukaryota, Fungi, Ascomycota, Eurotiomycetes, Verrucariales, Verrucariaceae.